GUCAUUCAAUAAUAACUAACAUGAUCAAAAUUUAGUUUGUAACAAUUUUCUCAGCUACCAGACACUGUACACCCCAUUUUCUUCCAUUCUUCUCCUUCUUUACAGUUUCCUUCAAACCAAAUUUCACCAUAAAAAACUCCUACUUUUUCACUAUUACUAUUACUAAAGUGUUCAACUAUAUAUAGUUAUCAUUUGUAGGUGACUUGAAUGGCGGAUUUGCAAGCAAGUAACUAACUGAUCAACAAAAAUGGAACCUGAGGAGCCUGAAGAGAACAUUACUCACAUGGAUGCUUCGCUGUAUAAGGCAGCAGCAGAAGGCAACAUUGAAGUAUUCAAUAAUAACCAGGGGCUUCAACUUGAGUCGCUAAAGACCCUAAACCAUGACAACGUGCUCCAUGUUAACUUGGCAAACGAGGAGAUUGUUGCCUGGCUUUUUAACAGAUUUCUCUCAAUACUGGAAUUCCUCCCCGUACAAUAUGUAUCAUUCAAUCGGUAUUUGAGAUUUUACAUUACUAUGAUAAAAAGAGAAAAGAGAACAGGUUUUAUCGAACAAAUUCUCACCAAGUGUCCGCCACUGCUACUCCAAACGAAUGCUAAAGGUCAAACUCCUUUGCACGUUGCAGCAAGGUAUGGACAUUCUGCUAUUGUGAAACUUCUAAUCAAGUCUUGUGCAAAAGCUAGAGGUGGAGAUUUAGAGAAGCUGGGAACGGAUCAAGUAAAUGCAGUGAGGGAGAUACUGAGGAUUACGGAUCAGGAAUCCAACACGGCUUUACAUGAAGCAGCACGGUGUGGCAAUGCUGAAGUGGUAAAAGCAUUGUUGGAGUUUGAAGACCCUGAUUUUCCGUAUUCUGCCAACACAAAACAGGAGACUCCACUUUACAUAGCAGCUAGGAAGAGAGGAUCUGGGCGCUUGUUGACUCUAUUAUUAGAUAAUUUCAAAUCAACAGCUCAUGGCGGCCCCCACGGUAGAACAGCUUUGCAUGCAGCAGCUACAUGCAAGGGCAAUAAGGGUAAUAUUAAAGAAGAAGGGGAAUUUGACGAAGAAAAGAGAUGAAGAUGGACACACCCUCACCAUUGUCAUUAAUUAAAUUUUAUUUGGUGCUAUCUAGGAAGAAAUAGAUCCCAUCAUCAAAUCACAUUAUUAUAUUUGUUAAAUUAUUUUUAAUUAUUAAAAUAAAUAUUUGAAAUAU
Molecule: messenger RNA, 1190 nt
Organism: Gossypium arboreum
Lineage: Eukaryota; Viridiplantae; Streptophyta; Magnoliopsida; Malvales; Malvaceae
Exons: 3
Coding region: 248-1054 (268 amino acids)
Molecular function (GO): protein binding
Source: RefSeq, a predicted model, not a curated record